AUGGAGCGACGAGCCUUCUUCGCUCAGCUCUUGGGGCGGGACGACCAGGACGUGGAAAUCCACAUGGACCUCGUGGCCGCCCUGGACAAGGUGCUGGGCGGCCCGGGCGGCGUGACGAGCUCCGUGGAGGAGGGCAUCGACCGCUCCCGCUACGAAAAGCUCCUGCUAGCCAUGACAGCGUACGUCGUGCGGAGCCUCGCGACGCCCGGCGCGACGAUGCGCAAGGACAGGAAGCCCCUCGGGGAGAUCCUCGCCGCGGCGGAGCUGCCCUACGUGGACUUCCUGCAGUACUUCCGGGACAUCCUGCAGCGCUGCGAACCAGUGCUGACCGCCAAGUUCCACGUCGGUGCCAAGAGCCUGCUCGAACGCAACGCGCAGCAGCUCUGCGACCGCUUCUUCUUCACCGCCGCGUGGAAGGGCCUCGCGCAGAAGAAGCUGCACAACUACCUCAGGGCUCCGGAGGGCGUGUCCGAGCUCGCGUGGCUCAUGUUCAUCACCCUGCGGAGCAACGACGUCGCCUCGCUCCAGAACGACCAGAUGCGCUCGUGCAUCCUCAUGGUGUGCGUCAUCAACUUGGUCCUCGCCAACGCGCCAGCCACGCUCUGCCGGUUCGCGCCGGGGAACGCCGGGGAACUCCUCCGCGUCGCCGCGCCCGACGGCCGCGCCGACUCGCUGCUGUCGCUCUGCCAGGACCUCGGCCUCGGCGAGGCCACGUCCACGGAGUGCAAGGAGCUGAUGCCGUGGGUGGAGGACUCGGUCGCCGCGGCGCUCAGCGAGGCGCGGGGGGCGCAGGUGGCGCGCGUGGAGAGCGCACACGCCGCGCACGUGGACACGUCGUGCGGGGCGCUCGAGGGCCUCGUCGGCGCGGACGGCGACUGCGCGGCGUCGGUCGCGGCGCUGGACCGCCUGUACGCGGACACGUACAUGGCGGCGGGGGAGCUGGACGAGCGGCUGCUGUGGCGCGACACGGGGCGCAAGGUCGGGGCCGCGGCGGCCGGGGCGACGCCGCGCGCGGGGGCGCUGCACCGCGUGCCCGCGGAGGCCCUCGCGACGCCGUUCCGCGGCAUCGACCGCGGCGCGGCGGUGUUUCUGUCGGGGGGCCUGCCCGGGCGCGGCGCGCGGGCGGACGACGCGGCCCCCGCGGGCGCGCUGUCGCCGCUGCGGUCCCCCGCGGCGACCGCGCUGCACGCCUCGCACGUGCCGCAGACGCCCAUCACCGCCGCGAUCCGGUCGGACUCGUGGCUGACCAAGCUCCUGGAGGGGGCCCCGGACCCGUCCGUGGCGCCGCCGGCGUUCCUGGUGGAGGCGCUCGGGGAGGCGCGGGCGGCGGGCGUGGUGCGGGCGGCGGCGUCGCUCGUGGCGCGCGCGUUCGAGGACGCGGCGGACGUCCCGGGGGAGGCGCGGGGGGCGCGCCCGGCGCUGUUCCAGGACAUGCGCGAGAGCCGGCCGCGGUGCGCGACGAAGCUGGUGUUCUUCGUGAUCGGGCGCAUGGUGCAGCUGAACGCCGGAGCGGGCGCGAGCGCGGACCAGCGGCGGUCCCUGGUGCGGCAGCUCACGGGGGAGGCCAACCUGGUGGGGCUGGUGGCGCUGUCGUGCGACGUGGUGUGCCACGCGAGCCACAUCCUGCACCUGCGCUUCCCGAAGAGCCUCGAGAAGCUCGGGAUCACCGCGUUCGACGUGUACAAGCUCAUCCAGCCGUUCCGCCGCGCGCUGGACGUGGGCAACAUGCCGGGCGACAUGACGCAGCACAUCUUGCGCCUGCUCAUCUCCAUCGUCGAGGAGCACGCGUGGACGCCCGGCUCGUCCUUCUACCUCAACCUCUACCUCGCCGUGCACGGCGCGCUCCCGCCCGACGCGCGCACCCCGGGGCGCGAGGCCAACAACGGGUCGGGCUCGCCGCGCUCCACGGCGGAGGAGGCCGGCGCGACCGCCAACCCCGAGCACGCCUCGAUCAUGGCGACGCAGACCGUCGAGACGCACGGCGACGGCUCGGAGGCCAGCGGCGGCGACGAGAACGCCCACCCGGCGGCGGGGCAGCACAUGGUGGUGCGGCGGCCGGGCGGCGGCGCGGUGCGGCUGCCGUCGCUGCCCACGACGCUCGACCUGCGCGGCGGCGGGGAGGCCGCGGAGCACAACACGGCGCGCAAGGUCCUGGAGCAGUUCUUCCGCGACGUGCUGAAGCGCGCGCAGGAGCGGCUGAGCGCGCUGGUGGACCGCCUCCCGGAGGCCUCGCUGGGCCCGCCGCAGCAGCGCGAGGAGGCGAAGAAGCUGGUCAUGCGCCUGGUCACCACCGCGCUGACCGACCACCUGGAGCUCUUCUUCAACCGCCACAUCGACCAGGUGCUGCUGUGCGCGCUGUACGGCGUGUCCAAGGUGCACCGCGGGUUCGGCGCGGGCCCGAACGGCGAGGGGCUGAAGUUCAAGUGCAUCGUCGACGCCUACGGGAAGAUCCCCAACGUGCGCGGGGGGGUGUACCGGCAGGUCGUGCAGUGGCAGGACCCCGUGUCGCUCGCCGUGCGCGAGAGGAACGACAUCAUCAAGUUCUACAACAAGGUCUUCAUGCCCGCGCUCAAGUCGCAGCUCCUGGCCAUGCGGGACCAGGCGCCCGCGGGCUCGCACCCCGCGGUGCCGCCCGCGCAAACCUCGCCGGACGAGGCCGUGAGCGGGCAGGUGCCGCCGGCGAGGGCGCAGACCAGGGGCACCGCGGCCGCGGACGCGGACGUGACGCCGCCGUCGAGCCCCGCGCGCCCCGCCGCCGGCUACGCGAGCCCGUGGGGCGGAGCGCCGCUGCCGGUCGUGCGCUCCCCGCAGCGCGCCACGGGGGUGUGGGUGAGCCCCAUGCGCGCGGUUGCGGCCCGCGGGGGCUCCGCGUCGGAGGGCGGGGCGAGCGGCGCGCCCCCCGCGACGGUGCAGCCCGGCACGGGGCCCGUCAUCCUGCUGGACCAGCCCAGCCGGGCGUUCCAAACGCGCAGCAACGAGCUGCAGGGCGCGAACGAACAGAUCCUGCGCGACGGCGGCGCGCCGGCGUCGCCCGAGGGGGAGCGCCGGAGGCCGAAGAAACACCGCGUCGCGUAG
This is a messenger RNA of Pedinophyceae sp. YPF-701, 3075 nucleotides long. The record is from the annotation of a GenBank genome assembly. NCBI's taxonomy places the organism in Eukaryota, Viridiplantae, Chlorophyta, Pedinophyceae.